This is a messenger RNA of Lates calcarifer (barramundi perch), 6411 nucleotides long. RefSeq names its product NACHT, LRR and PYD domains-containing protein 12. The transcript is spliced from 27 exons. The record is from RefSeq and is a predicted model, not a curated record. The coding region runs from base 133 to 5994 and encodes 1953 amino acids. Lineage: Eukaryota; Metazoa; Chordata; Actinopteri; Centropomidae. Gene Ontology annotation, molecular function: protein binding.
GAGAUCAAGGUUCACGAUAACAGGGAGGGAGCAGGGAAACAUUCACCUCAAAGUGUUCAGACUCCAUUUUAACUGCUCAGAGCAGAAGGAGAGAAACUGAAGGCUGAGUCAGGACUGACUGAAGUCCAGAAGAUGAGUGAUUGUGUGGAGGAAGAGGAGGACAGAGCAGAGUCUCCAGGAUCCAGCUGUCUGUCUAUGACGAGUGACUGGUCCAAAGAUGAACCUAUAGACUUCAGUAAUGAACCUGGACCCUCAGACACAGAAGGUCAGAAACACAGACUGAGAGCAGAGUCUCCAGGAUCCAGCUGUCUGUCUAUGAAGAGUGACUGGUCCAAAGAACUUCCUCUAAAGUUCAGUAAUGAACCUGGACCCUCAGACACAGAACUGACUGAAGUCCAGAAGAUGAGUGAUUGUGUGGAGGAAGAGGAGGACAGAGCAGAGUCUCCAGGAUCCAGCUGUCUGUCUAUGACGAGUGACUGGUCCAAAGAUGAACCUAUAGACUUCAGUAAUGAACCUGGACCCUCAGACACAGAAGGUCAGAAACACAGACUGAGAGCAGAGUCUCCAGGAUCCAGCUGUCUGUCUAUGAAGAGUGACCGGUCCAAAGAUCCUCCUCCAGUCUUCAGUAAUGAACCUGGACCCUCAGACACAGAAGAGAAGAGGAGGAGGAGUGGUGUUUGUGAGGAGCAGCAGCUGUCCUGCUGUUCUUUGUGUCAGGACGUCCUGAAGGAUCCAGUCUCUACCAGCUGUGGACACUGGUUCUGCAGACAGUGCAUCACCUCAUACUGGGACCAGUCUGGUUCAUCAGGAGACUCCUCCUGUCCCCAGUGUGGACAAAGAUCCAGACCAGGACCUGGACUGCAGACAGCCAGUCAGACCAGCACUGUACAAAAUCGUGGUCUGCAGGAGGUUUUAGAUGAAUAUCAGAUCAGUCUGAGGAGGAGAUGUGAACGUGUGACUGAAGGAACUGAUGGAACAGGAAGUAGAACCCUCCUCAACAGGAUCUACACUGAGCUCUACAUCACAGAGGGACAGAGUGAAGAGGUUAAUACCCAACAUGAGGUGAGGCAGCUGGAGACAGCUUCCAAGAAGAAGACCCUCCAUGACGCUCCAAUCAGGUGCCAGGACAUCUUUAAAGCCUUACCUGACCAACAGAGACACAUCAGAGUGGUUCUGACCAACGGCGUCGCUGGUGUUGGAAAAACCUUCUCAGUGCAGAAGUUGACUCUGGACUGGGCAGAGGGCUUGGAAAACCAAGAUGUCAGUCUGCUGGUUCUGCUUUCGUUUAGGGAGCUGAACCUGAUCAGAGAUGAGCAGUACAGUCUUCUCACGCUGCUCCAUGUUUUCCAUCCAACAUUACAGAAGGUCACAGCAGAGAAGCUGGCUGUCUGUAAAGUUCUGUUCAUCUUUGACGGCCUGGAUGAAAGCAGACUUUCACUGGAUUUCAACAACAGGAAGGUUGUGUCUGACGUCACACAGAAGUCAUCAGUCAACCAGCUGCUGACAAACCUCAUCCAGGGGAAUCUGCUUCCCUCGGCUCUGGUCUGGAUAACUUCCAGACCUGCAGCGGCCAAUCAGAUCCCUCCUUCAUGUGUUGACAGGGUGACAGAAGUACGAGGCUUCACUGACCCACAGAAGGAGGAGUACUUCAGGAGGAGAUCCAGUGAUGAAGAGCUGUCCAACAGAACCAUCUCACACAUCAAGACCUCCAGGAGCCUCCACAUCAUGUGUGGAGUCCCAGUCUUCUGCUGGAUCACUGCUACAGUUCUGGAGCACAUGUUGACUACAGAGCAGAGAGGAGAGCUGCCCAAGACCAUGACUGACCUGUUCUCACACUUCCUGCUGGUUCAGACAAAGAGGAAGAAGAACAAGUACCAUGAGGGACAUGAGACGAGUCCACAGGAGCUGACGGAGGCUGACAGGGAAGUUCUUCUGAAGCUGGGGAGGCUGGCGUUUGAACAACUGGAGAAAGGAAACAUCAUGUUCUACCAAGAAGACCUGGAGCAGUGUGGUCUUGAUGUGACAGAGGCCUUGGUGUACUCAGGAGUUUGUACAGAGAUCUUCAAAAGAGAGAGUGUGAUCUUCCAGAAAACAGUCUACUGCUUUGUUCAUCUGAGCGUUCAGGAGUUUCUGGCUGCAGUCUACAUCUUCCACUGUUAUGAGAAGAGGAAAAAACUGACAAAGAUACUGAAGGACUUCCUGGGAGAAGAUCACAGUGAACCAUCCCUGGAUGUCUUCCUGAGGAGAGCCAUGGAGAAAUCCCUUCAAAGUAAAAAUGGCCACCUGGACCUGUUUGUUCGCUUCCUUCAUGGCCUCUCUCUGGAGUCCAACCAGAGACUCUUAGGAGGUCUGCUGGGUCAGACAGAGAACAGUCCAGAAAUCAUCCAGAGAGCCAUCAACAACCUGAAGGAGAUGAACAGAGAUGAAAUCUCUCCUGACAGAAGCAUCAACAUCUUCCACUGUCUGAUGGAGAUGAACGACCACUCAGUUCAUCAGGAGAUCCAAGAGUUCCUGAAGUCAGAGAACAGAUCAAAGAAGAAACUCUCUGAGAUCCAGUGCUCAGCUCUGGCCUACAUGCUGCAGAUGUCAGAGGAGGUUCUGGAUGAGUUGGACCUGAAGAAGUACAACACAUCAAUGGAGGGACGACAGAGACUGAUCCCAGCUGUGAGGAACUGCAGGAAGGCUCGACUCGCUGAUUGUGGACUCUCAGAGACUCACUGUGAAGUCGUGGCCUCAGCUCUGAAGUCCAACCCCUCCCAUCUGACUGAACUGGACCUGAGUGGAAACAAGCUGCAGGAUUCAGGAGUGAAGAUCCUGUCUGAUGGACUAAAGAGUCCAAACUGUAAACUGGAGACUCUGAGGUUGGUUGACUGCAGUUUGUCAGAGAUCAGCUGUUCUUCUCUGGCCUCAGCUCUGAAGUUCAACCCCUCCCAUCUGAGAGAUCUGAUCCUGAGUCGUAACGACCUGAAGGAUUCAGGAGUGAAGGAGCUGUGUGGUUUUCUGCAGAGUCCAGACUGUAGACUGGAGACUCUGAGGUUGAGUCUCUGCAGUUUGUCAGAGAUCAGCUGUUCUUCUCUGGUCUCAGCUCUGAAGUCCAACCCCUCCCAUCUGAGAGAACUGAUCCUGAGUCGUAACGACCUGCAGGAUUCAGGAGUGAAGGAGCUGUGUGGUUUUCUGCAGAGUCCAGACUGUAGACUGGAGACUCUGAGGUUGAUGAACUGCAGGUUGUCAGAGAUCAGCUGUUCUUCUCUGGUCUCAGCUCUAAAGUCCAACCCCUCCCAUCUGAGACAUCUGAACCUGAGUCUCAACAAGCUGCAGGAUCCAGGAGUGAAGGAGCUGUGUGGUUUUCUGCAGAGUCCAGACUGUAGACUGGAGACUCUGAGGCUGAGUCUCUGCAGGUUGUCAGAGAUCAGCUGUUCUUCUCUGGUCUCAGCUCUGAAGUCCAACCCCUCCCAUCUGAGAGAUCUGGACCUGAGUGACAACAACCUGCAGGAUUCAGGAGUGAAGAAGCUGUGUGGUUUUCUGCAGAGUCCAGACUGUAGACUGGAGACUCUCUGGUUGAGUCUCUGCAGUUUGUCAGAGAUCAGCUGUUCUUCUCUGGUCUCAGCUCUGAAGUCCAACCCCUCCCAUCUGAGAGAUCUGGACCUGAGAGGAAACUACCUGUAUGAUUCAGACAUGGAGGAUCUGUUAGAUCUUGUGAAGGACCCAGACUACGGACUGGAGACUCUGAGGUUGCUGGGCUGCAGUUUGUCAGUGAUCAGCUGUUCUUCUCUGGUCUCAGCUCUGAAGUCCAACCCCUCCCAUCUGACAGAACUGGAGCUGAGUAACAACUACCUGAAGGAUUCAGGAGUGAAGAAGCUGUGUGGUUUUCUGCAGAGUCCAGACUGUAGACUGGAGACUCUGAGGUUGAGUCACUGCAGUUUGUCAGAGAUCAGCUGUUCUUCUCUGGUCUCAGCUCUGAAGUCCAACCCCUCCCAUCUGAGAGAUCUGAACCUGAGUCAUAACGACCUGAAUGAUUCAGGAGUGAAGGAGCUGUGUGGUUUUCUGCAGAGUCCAGACUGUAGACUGGAGACUCUGAGGUUGAUGAACUGCAGUUUGUCAGAGAUCAGCUGUUCUUCUCUGGUCUCAGCUCUGAAGUCCAACCCCUCCCAUCUGAGAGAUCUGGACCUGAGUGAAAACGACCUGCAGGAUUCAGAUGUGAAGGAGCUGUUAGAUCUUGUGCAGAGUCCAGACUGUAGACUGGAGACUCUGGGACUGAAGGACGACAGGUUGUCAGCUCUGAAGUCCAACCCCUCCCAGCUGAGAGAACUGGACCUGAGUGACAAGAAGCUGAAGGAUUCAGAUGUGGAGGAUCUGUGUGGUUUUCUGCAGAGUCCAGACUGUAGACUGAAGGAUCUGUGGUUGUGGGGCUGCAGUUUGUCAGAGAUCAGCUGUUCUUCUCUGGCCUCAGCUCUGAAGUCCAACCCCUCCCAUCUGAGAGAUCUGAACCUGAGCUACAACGACCUGAAGGAUUCAGGAGUGAAGGAGCUGUGUGGUUUUCUGCAGAGUCCAGACUGUAGACUGGAGACUCUGAGGUUGAGGUCCUGCAGUUUGUCAGAGAUCAGCUGUUCUUCUCUGGUCUCAGCUCUGAAGUCCAACCCCUCCCAUCUGAGAGAACUGAACCUGAGUCAAAACGACCUGCAGGAUUCAGGAGUAAAGAAGCUGUGUGGUUUUCUGCAGAGUCCAGACUGUAGACUGGAGGCUCUGAGGUUGGUUUACUGCAGUUUGUCAGAGAUCAGCUGUUCUUCUCUGGUCUCAGCUCUGAAGUCCAACCCCUCCCAUCUGACAGAACUGGACCUGAGCUACAAUGACUUGCAGGAUUCAGGAGUGAAGGAGCUGUGUGGUUUUCUACAGAGUCCAGACUGUAGACUGGAGACUCUGAGGUUGAUGAACUGCAGUUUGUCAGAGAUCAGCUGUUCUUCUCUGGCCUCAGCUCUGAAGUCCAACCCCUCCCAUCUGACAGAACUGGACCUGAGUGAAAACAAGCUGAAGGAUUCAGGAGUGAAGGAGCUGUGUGGUUUUCUACAGAGUCCAGACUGUAGACUGGAGGGUCUCUGGUUGAAGAACUGCAGUUUGUCAGAGAUCAGCUGUUCUUCUCUGGUCUCAGCUCUGAAGUCCAACCCCUCCCAUCUGAGAGAACUGAUCCUGAGUCGUAACGACCUGAAGGAUUCAGGAGUGAAGGAGCUGUGUGGUUUUCUGCAGAGUCCAGACUGUAGACUGGAGACUCUGAGGUUGGUUGACUGCAGUUUGUCAGAGAUCAGCUGUUCUUCUCUGGUCUCAGCUCUGAAGUCCAACCCCUCCCAUCUGAGAGAACUGGACCUGAGUCAAAACAACAUGAAGGAUUCAGCAGUGAAGGAUCUGUGUGGUUUUCUGCAGAGUCCAGACUGUAGACUGAAGACUCUGAGACUGAGUGAAUGCAGUUUGUCAGAGAUCAGCUGUUCUUCUCUGGUCUCAGCUCUGAAGUCCAACCCCUCCCAUCUGAGAAAACUGGAGCUGGGCUACACCUACCUGCAGGAUUCAGGAGUGGAGGAGCUGUGUGGUUUUCUGCAGAGUCCAGACUGUAGACUGGAGGCUCUGAGGUUGAAGAACUGCAGGUUGUCAGAGAUCAGCUGUUCUUCUCUGGUCUCAGCUCUGAAGUCCAACCCCUCCCAUCUGAGAGAACUGGACCUGAGUCACAAUGAAGACCUGAAGGAUUCAGGAGUGAAGGAGCUGUGUGGUUUUCUACAGAGUCCAGACUGUAGACUGAAGACUCUGAGGUUGAAGGACUGCUGUUUGUCAGAGAUCAGCUGUUCUUCUCUGGUCUCAGCUCUGAAGUCCAACCCCUCCCAUCUGAGAGACCUGGACCUGAUCUAUAACACCAACCUGAUUGAUUCAGAUGUGAAGCAGCUUUGUGAUCUUGCACAGAGUCCAGACUACAGACUGGAGGCUGUGAGGUGGCAUAAGUGGGAUCCAUAAGUUUGUGUGUGUGUGUGUGUGUGUGUUACUGGGAGGUAGAGUGGAGAGGAGAGCUUCAUCCAGCAGUGACUGACAGAGGAAUCAGAGGAAGUGGAGAUGACUCUCAGUGCUGCAGUCUGAACUGAUCUGAGAACAGCUCCACUGUCAUCAGGUUUCUCUCUGGUAUGAACACACUGAAACAGUUUCUCAGCCUUGUAAGAACCCGACCCACCGACUGCAGUACUGAUUUGACCCAGUGUGACUGGACUGCUCUGUCUCCUGACCUGGUUCAAAGACGUUCCUCUGAUGUACAGGAAUCACUGGUCACACUGGUGUGGUUUCUCUCUGAGAUGGAAACGCCUUUGUUUCCCAGGAUUCAUCUGGAUAAUUCAUCUGGAUAUCUGACUCCUGUGUUUGAAUAAAGACUCACUGAUGUAA